This is a messenger RNA of Fusarium verticillioides 7600, 744 nucleotides long. RefSeq lists its product as hypothetical. The transcript is spliced from 2 exons. The record is from RefSeq and is a predicted model, not a curated record. The coding region runs from base 1 to 744 and encodes 247 amino acids. Lineage: Eukaryota; Fungi; Ascomycota; Sordariomycetes; Hypocreales; Nectriaceae.
AUGCCAGCGACAAGCCCACGGGACAUCGAAUCUGAUGAACCUUUCGAUUUUGGACAAGGCUUCCUGGUCCCUGCGAACGUUUCCAUUGAUGACUAUGAUUCUACUCCCAUGAUCCCACUACCUCAUCUCAACCUACGCGACCUUGACAGUCUGGAAGAGCCAUUCGCUCCAGAAUUCGGUAACAUUACCGACUUAGAUCUCGAUACCCGCGCACCCAAAGAGACCAAAGUAUUUUUCGGCAAAACUCAGGUUGACUAUGGCUGCGAAGCCUCGAUCAGAAACCCUCUCGGCACAGCCAUCCACUCCAUCUGCGGAAAUGGAGAUUGCGACAAGAGUGUCGUGUACACCCGAAAGGUCAAGCAUAUGGCUGGCGGUAGCCGUAGAAAAGAUGCCUGGCUGCGUAUCUCGGUCCGGGGCGAGUACUUCGGCCGUCACACACGAGGUUACAUGGCCUCAGCCGUUCAGAAAUCAGUCAACGACAAGACUGCCAAACCAGCUAUGCGAUACUAUCUCCCAACGAACCCAAACUUCCAGGCCCAAAAAUGUAAGAUGUCAAAGUUUAGCAACUACAUCAAGAUGCGCAAGAACUUUGGCGAUACCAUCUACAUGGAGAUUGAUGUUACCCUUAAGACUAGCAACUCACACUGCUUUACACCGAAUCUUCUCAAGGAGGUUGCUGGUGCCAUGGGAGGGAUUGGAGGUUCCUUUUUCGGGACUCUUGUUACGGGCAUGAUUGGUUGUUAA